This is a messenger RNA of Actinia tenebrosa (Australian red waratah sea anemone), 2715 nucleotides long. Its product is annotated as synaptotagmin-4. Gene Ontology annotation, biological process: calcium-ion regulated exocytosis. Gene Ontology annotation, molecular function: phosphatidylserine binding; clathrin binding; SNARE binding. The record is from RefSeq and is a predicted model, not a curated record. Lineage: Eukaryota; Metazoa; Cnidaria; Anthozoa; Actiniaria; Actiniidae. Gene Ontology annotation, cellular component: exocytic vesicle; plasma membrane.
AUGUACCAAUCAGCUGAAAGAUCACUUGGCACACUAGAGUUUACUUUAAUCUCCAGAACAAUAGAUUUCAUCACAACCACUACGACUGUCAUUCAUUUGGAUUUUCACAGUGUCAAGUCUUGCUAUGCGGCCUCUGUCUCUCGGCUCAACAAGCCUAAAAGUCAAUACUAGUUGAGCAAAGACCACGAAAAAAUACGCAGAUACAAAUUUGAAGUUAGAAAGACUAACGUAUUUUACAUCUUUUGGGUUUGAAGGAUAGUUUGCCAGGAUUGUUAGUUGUCUUUACCAGCGCUCUUUUGAAAGAAAUUCAAACAGACGAUGAAAACAGAAGAAAAUAGUGCCUACAAAAUUAACGCAAGGUCACUACAAUGAAAGUUGGUUGGAAGCUCGGUGUUUACCUUGUUGUAGCGUCAGCGGUUUGUCUGGUCGUCCUGGCAACAACAAUCUUGGCUGUGCGGGUCUACCUUAGCAGGAAAAGAAAGAAGACGAUUUGCAAUGGAAUCAUGAGUCAGCUUGGGAUCUCUCAGACGGCUCCUGACUUCACCAUCCCUCUGAUGUUACCAAUGCUCAUACAAGAUAGGUUGAGCUCCGAAGGGGAGGUAUUUGAUCCUGUUUCUGAUAACUGGCCGAUUGGGAUGGAUACGCCCUCGUUAGUACAGCCGGAUGGAGUCUUUGAAGACAGGGAGGGAGGGGAGGAGACCGCUGGCCCAGUAAUCAGACGACUCGAGUCUGUCAUGGACGUUUCUAUGUUUCCCGAACAACCAAGCUUCGAAAAAGGGCAAGAAGUCGGAGGACCCUGGAAGAGUUCACGAAGAGAAUCGUUAUUCUUUCCUUCUUUGUUUGGUACGCGAACUCGUAGCGCUGGUACAUCGACAACAUCCGGGGGGGAGAUGUCACUGCCUUCAUCACCCGGUAAACCAGAGAGACGCAGUACACAGCGCAAGAGAACAAUAUCAGACAGCUCAUCAACACGCAACGAACCAGGCAGUCCGAUUCGUCCACGAGUGUGGUCAGACAUGACCGCGACGAAGAAACCACAAAAGCCACAUCUGACCAAGAAAGUAAGCUUACCCGAAGGUGCCAUGAGUGCUAGGCCACAACUAAAGAAACGCUUCAGUGAGAUACACCGCCGACAGAAGUCCAGUGAUAGUAUAAUUGUUGGUGUUGGUAGUAAGCCAUCAGCGAAGGUACUACUCGCCACUAAACGAGGCAAUAUUGUCCUGACCAUGCGAUACAGUGGUGAAGAAAAUCAGUUCAUUGUUCAUUUGAUCAACGCGACCGAUUUACCAAUGAAAAAUAACAACUUGUUGGAUACGUUUGCUAGGCUGUACCUCGUCAUGCCGUCCAAGCAGUUGCGCCAGCAAAGCAAGCUGCACAAGAAGACUUGCAACCCAAUAUACGACGAGUCGUUCACAUUUGAGGACAUCGUUUACUCUGAACUGUUACAGUCUUAUUUGCGAAUCAAAAUUCUGCACAAAGAUGGCUUUUCUCGGGGAGAGAUGAUUGGAGAGUCGGCUAUUGAUCUCUCGGAGCAAGAAAUAUUGACAGGAAAAGUAUUACAACGGGCCCUGUUACCAAAAGCAACCAGCAUCACAGAGGAUGGGCCAGGAGAGCUUCUCGUGUCUGUUUGCCAUCACGCAACAAAGGCACAACUCAAAGUAGUUGUCAUUAAACUAAGAGAUUUACCCAAAUCAUGCAAGAAUUCCAGCAUCUCGGUUGAGUUGAUAUACCAAGACGAAACACUACAACGACAACAGACUCGCACAAAAAAGCCAAAGAAAAGUCCAAUCUUUAACGAAGAACUCAACUUCCACAUCCCAACCAACAGCUCCAACACAUUAGAGAAUUACAGUCUACAAUUUACAGUCUUUAGUCAAGAUAUCCUGAGGGGGAUGGUGUGCGUCGGUUAUGUGACCCUUGGUAUCGAUGCGCUGAGAGAGUCUGAGGUUCAUCAUUGGAAGGCAGUUGUGUCGUCACCACACAAGCCGGUGACAGGGCUGCACAAGCUCCAUAGAACACCAGUUUGAAUUGGUUCAGAAAAUAUUUCGCAAUAUAGCUCUUUCAAAUUUGAGACCACGUGUCAUUUCCUAGAGCAUCAUUUCUUUGUUUAAUGGUUGCACAUUAAUAUGGAUACAACAAUCUCAUUCUCAAGAGAAUGACACGUGGUAUGGAAAAUGGAAAACAUUACGUCCAAGGUAAAUAGGUCUAUCUUGUGAUAAAAUCUGGCUUUAAAUCAGAAAUUAAUGCAAUUUGACCCUUUAUAGACAAAAUUUCCCCUUCAAAUAUCACGAUAAUAGAAGUUCUUGUUUGAGCUGCGUUUCGUUUAAACUGAGAAAGAAAUAGCACUCAAGGUAAUGACAUGUGCGUGAAGAUGGGAAUAUAUUACGCUCAAAAGAAAGGGUUUCAUAAUUGACGAAGAGUGCAACGAGAACUCGUAAGUUAACCAGAAACAUAUAUGCCUGAUGGAUAACGUUUUUCGAAGAAAAGCGUUUCACUAAAAUCCCUUUUAAAAGGGAAAGUAGGCGAGCUAGUUCGGAUAAGAAAAGAAAGACUAAUUUAUUAUCAAUAAAAGAUAUUAUUAUAUUAUAUUAACUAUAUUUUUCUAUGAGUAAGAAAAGUUAACUAAAGAUAUUUAAAGCAAAGAAAGAGCGUAGUUAUAGAAUGUAAUGUAAUCAAGAUAUUUGUACAAGGAUGAAAAUAAAGUUCAAAAUAAAA